GUAUCUGUAGUGGAAUUGACCAUAAAGUUGGUUGGUGAAAAUAGUCCGGCCACAUAAAGGCAGUUGGCGUCGCCAUCAGCGAUCUUUCCACUCGCAUGCUGAAGUUGGGAGCGGAUCAUGUCUAGCGAUUCUGCUGAUUACAACAGCUCAAGAGAUAGAGACCAUGGGGGGCCAGAGGGAAUGGAACCUGAUGGUGUCAUCGAGGGCAACUGGAGUGAGAUUACAGACAACUUUGAUGACAUGUGCCUGAAGGAGACACUUCUCAGGGGAAUAUAUGCUUAUGGUUUUGAAAAACCAUCUGCCAUUCAGCAGAGGGCAAUUAUUCCUUGCAUCAAAGGCUAUGAUGUCAUUGCUCAAGCUCAGUCAGGCACAGGGAAGACGGCCACAUUUGCUAUCUCUAUCCUGCAACAGUUGGACAUCGAGAAGAGGGAAACUCAGGCUCUAGUGUUGGCUCCCACCAGAGAGCUUGCUCAGCAGAUUCAAAAGGUAAUGCUGGCUCUGGGUGACUACUUGAAUGCCUCCUGCUAUGCUUGCAUUGGAGGCACUAGUGUCCGUAAUGAAAUGCAGAAACUCUCAUCAGAUUCCCCUCACAUGGUGGUAGGCACCCCUGGGCGGGUGUUUGAUAUGCUCAACAGGCGGUGUCUGAGUUCAAAAAGUAUUAAGAUAUUUGUCCUGGAUGAAGCUGAUGAGAUGUUGAGUCGAGGGUUCAAAGAGCAGAUUUAUGAAAUUUUUCAGAAGCUGAACAACAACAUUCAGGUGAUUCUGCUCUCAGCCACCAUGCCCUCAGAUGUGUUGGAAGUAACUAAGAAGUUCAUGAGGGACCCUAUUCGCAUCUUGGUGAAGAAAGAAGAGCUAACCCUGGAGGGUAUUAAACAGUUUUACAUAAACGUGGAGCGAGAGGAGUGGAAGCUGGACACACUGUGUGACCUGUACGAAACUCUGACCAUCACCCAGGCUGUCAUCUUCCUCAACACCAGGAGAAAAGUUGACUGGCUGACUGAGAAGAUGCACGCUCGAGACUUCACUGUGUCCGCUCUGCAUGGUGAUAUGGACCAGAAAGAGCGUGACGUGAUUAUGAGGGAGUUCAGAUCCGGCUCAAGUAGAGUGUUGAUCACGACUGAUCUCCUGGCUCGUGGGAUUGACGUACAGCAGGUUUCUCUGGUCAUUAACUAUGACCUUCCUACAAACCGAGAGAACUACAUUCAUCGAAUUGGCCGUGGUGGUCGUUUUGGCAGAAAAGGAGUUGCUAUUAACUUCGUCACUGAGGAGGACAAGAGGAUUCUUCGGGACAUCGAGACUUUUUACAAUACAACCGUGGAGGAGAUGCCAAUGAAUGUGGCUGAUCUGAUUUGAGCUCAGAGGUUUAUCAUUUUUUACGCAGUGAUAGCGACCGUUCACUUGCAUUGUGCUUAUCUUAUUGGAGGAGGAAAACUUUUUGAUGCUAAACCUUGGAUCAGAAUUUUGGCAUGUAUUAAAAGUGAGGUGACACCAAUGGUGGUCCCUCUUGGACAGUUGUAGAUUCUAACCUCGACAGCUGGUUGGUUGGAGCUACAGAGCCAUGGGGUGUAUAAACGUUAAAGUCCUUAUCAGUUACGAUUUCUUUCCAUGUUCAGUUAUGAUGUGUGUGUUUGAUGUUCUCUACCAUUUAGUAACUUACUUGUGGACUAAAAGGUAUAAGUGCUGUAUAAAGUCUGCAAAUUAUGUUAUGCUAACAUAUAUAUGUGCGAUGUGGUGUGGGCCUGCUAAAUAUAGGCAUUUAUCAUAUACUGUAGAUUUCACUUGCUUUUUGUUAUAUUUUGUGAAUGUUAAUUUAAAUAUACUUUUUUUUAAUCCCACAUGCUUUAUUGGACUUCCUCACUGGUUGGCCGUAUUAUGCUGAUGUGGUUUUAUCUUUUCAGAAUAUAUUGCUAUUUCUCUAACUACAUAUUUCCUCCACUCCAGAAUUGUCUUAAAACUUGAAUAAAAUUGCUGCAGUUGAAGCUUGAUUUUUGUAUGU
Messenger RNA from Thalassophryne amazonica, 1996 nucleotides. RefSeq names its product eukaryotic translation initiation factor 4A, isoform 2 (gene eif4a2). Gene Ontology annotation, cellular component: cytoplasmic stress granule. The transcript has 11 exons. Gene Ontology annotation, molecular function: translation initiation factor activity; ATP binding; RNA helicase activity. Bases 118 to 1353 code for a protein of 411 amino acids. NCBI's taxonomy places the organism in Eukaryota, Metazoa, Chordata, Actinopteri, Batrachoidiformes, Batrachoididae. Gene Ontology annotation, biological process: cytoplasmic translational initiation. The record is from RefSeq and is a predicted model, not a curated record.